This is a messenger RNA of Dichotomopilus funicola, 558 nucleotides long. RefSeq lists its product as uncharacterized. The transcript has 3 exons. NCBI's taxonomy places the organism in Eukaryota, Fungi, Ascomycota, Sordariomycetes, Sordariales, Chaetomiaceae. The record is from RefSeq and is a predicted model, not a curated record. Bases 1 to 558 code for a protein of 185 amino acids.
AUGACAGCAACCUUCAGCCGAGCCUCCCUCACUCGUACCCUAGCCCGUAACGUGUCACACCGGAACUUUACCUUCACAACCGCUCGCCAUGUUCGUUCUCCGCCUGGCUCUAUCUGUCUCAAUCCCAGGACCGUCGGCCUCGGGCUCGGCCUCACAACCAGUCUCAGUCUCGUCGCCAUCCACCAGCAACAGCCGAUUAAGUUUGACUCGCAGACGCGGUUGUUCUCAACCACCACGCCAAGAGAAGAGCCGAAGAAAAGGGAGGGCGGGAACGAGCUGCUGAAUCCGGAUACAGUGAAGCAGCUUUCUGGAGGGAGUUUAGCAGGCUUCGCGGCGGGCUUGCUGGUCAGCGUCUUCUCUAAGACGUUGGUGCUUCUCGCGGGUAUUGGCAUGGUGGUUAUCCAGGUCGCCGCACGCAACGGGAUGAACCUGAUUUCGAUGUUCAAGCUCAAAGAGCGCGCCAACACGUCACGCAUUCUAGCCCUCCUAAACCGGCACACGGCCUUCAAGCUAGCAUUUGCCGUCGCUUUCUCCCUCUCGGCUUUUAUGUCCUUCUAA